Molecule: messenger RNA, 972 nt
Organism: Rhizophagus irregularis DAOM 181602=DAOM 197198
Lineage: Eukaryota; Fungi; Glomeromycota; Glomeromycetes; Glomerales; Glomeraceae
Source: RefSeq, a predicted model, not a curated record
AUGGCUAAAGCAAAUGAAACUCAAGUUCCUACUGAAACUGAACAGAAUAAUUUAAAAAUUUUUGAUAAAGUUUCGAAUUCAGUAAAUAUUAAUCAUAAAAAUUGUUCUUAUUGCAGUAAACCAUUUACUGAAGAAUUAUGGUGUAAAGAAUGUGAUCCUCGUCACAUGAUUGAAGAUUGGACCAGCGGAAAUAAUGACGUGGAUAAAUUUAUCAAAGAUACAAUUUACGAUAUAAGAAAUAUAAAUAAUGUGUAUAAUGCUCAAUUUCUUGAAUGGGUACCAUACCAUUUGAUAGCAGAAUAUAAUUCUUAUUGGGUAAAAAAGGAACCAAAACCUAUCAAAGUUGCUUUGAAAAGAUUAAAUGGAUCAGAGAAUAUGUCAGUUGAAUAUUUAAAUGAGGAUCUUCAUAGUUGUAAUAUAUUGCAAACAAGUUAUAAAUCUCAUAUUUCAGACUUUGGAUUAUCUGGACUAUCAAAUAAACAAAAAUCAGAUGAUAAAAUAUGUAGAGUAUUACCAUAUAUUGCCCCAGAAGUUUUAAAUGGAGAAUCAUAUACAUUAUUAUCUGAUAUCUAUAGUUUUGCAUUAGAAAUAUGUAAUGGACUCAGACCAGAAUUUGGAAAAGGAACUCCUGAAAUUUACAAGAAACUAGCUUAUAAAUGUAUGAAUGCUAAUUCAAAUCAAAGACCAACGGCCAGUGAAUUGCGUGACGUAUUUUAUUUUUGGGUUGAAUCUCUUCACUUUGGACUCUACAAAGAAGUUGAAAAAUUUGGAUAUAAAGGAAAAGAAAUUAAGGCUAUAUUUAAAGAAGCUGAUAAAGAAAUACCAAAUAUUUCGUCUUCAUAUGAAAAAAAACCUGAUGCUAUAUAUAUACCAGAAAAUAAUAAAGACUGUCAAGAUUCUCAAUUAUUUGACUUAGAGGUUUCUAGCUCAUUACAAUUAAAAGAUGAUGCUAGUAAUAAAUAUGUUGAGUGA